This is a messenger RNA of Mesorhabditis belari, 1482 nucleotides long. Lineage: Eukaryota; Metazoa; Nematoda; Chromadorea; Rhabditida; Rhabditidae. The record is from the annotation of a GenBank genome assembly.
AUGGGCCAAAGUUUUCUCCGACGACAUCUUCUUCUCAUAUUGACUAUAGGCUCUGUUGUGAUGGGCAUUCUGGUCGGAUUCUACCUUCGACGACUCAACCUUGAUGCCCAGGCCAAAGCGCUCGUCGCUUUUCCCGGAGAGAUGCUGAUGCAUAUGUUGAAGAUGAUGAUUCUACCAUUGAUCAUUUCAUCGCUUAUUUCAGGUCUCUCCCAAUUAGACGCACGACAAUCGGGUAAAAUGGGCUCUCUCGCGAUCAUUUACUACGUUUCAACGACCGUUUUAGCGGUUAUUACUGGAAUCAUUCUCGUGCUCACCAUUCAUCCAGGAGAUCCAACGAUCAAACAGAAUAUCGGAGAGGGAACUGAAGGGAAAACUGUCUCCACCGUUGACACAAUGCUCGAUCUCGUUCGCAACACUUUCCCCGAAAACAUCGUUCAGGCCACUUUUCAACAAGUGCAAACAAAGUACGUGGUCGAGCGUCCGAAAAUCAUGAGAACGAAUGACCCGACGAUGUUGGCCGCCCUCAACAAUGGAUCUUUGGACAUUAUGCGGUCGACAGUUGAAUAUGUGCCCGGGAUGAAUGUGCUUGGUGUCAUUGUCUUCUGUAUUGCGGUGGGAACCGUUUUGUCACAGUUGGGUGAAGAGGCGAACGUGAUGAUUCAAUUCUUCGUCAUUCUCGAUAAAGUCAUCAUGAAACUCGUGAUGACCAUUAUGUGGUACUCUCCAAUCGGAAUCAUGUGUCUGAUCGCUGGAAAGAUUCUCGAGAUUCAAGAUUUAGCUGAUACAGCCAGAAUGCUGGCUAUGUACAUGGUCACUGUGAUUUCAGGAUUAGUAGUCCAUUCGUUGAUCACUUUGCCACUCGUUUUCUUUGUGGCCACCAAGAAAAAUCCUUUCGUUUUUAUGCGAGGUCUCGUUCAAGCAUGGAUUACCGCUUUGGGUACAGCUUCAAGCUCGGCCACACUUCCAAUUACAUACAAAUGUCUGGAAGAGAAUCUGGGAGUCGACAGAAGAGUCACACGUUUCGUUUUGCCGGUCGGAGCUACGAUUAACAUGGAUGGUACCGCUUUGUACGAGGCAGUGGCCGCGAUUUUCAUCGCUCAAAUGAAUGGUGUUCAUCUCUCGUUCGGACAAGUGGUUACUGUUAGUCUCACGGCCACUCUCGCUUCAAUCGGAGCCGCUUCAGUUCCCUCAGCCGGUCUGGUAACAAUGCUUCUCGUUCUCACAGCGGUCGGUCUUCCCGUUAAAGAUGUUUCAUUGAUCGUUGCUGUUGAUUGGAUGCUUGAUCGCAUUCGUACAUCGAUCAACGUGUUGGGUGACGCUUUCGGAGCGGGCAUUGUUCAUCAUUAUGUGGCCGAGGAUCUCAUUCAACACGAUGCCGAAAGAAGGGUCUCCCUCAAACAUCCAUUCGACGAAGAGAAGCAACCACUUCAUGAUCUCCACAUUGAUGGAGAUGGAUAUCAUCGCGUCUCCUCUAAGGCACAC